Messenger RNA from Maniola jurtina (meadow brown), 1618 nucleotides. RefSeq lists its product as uncharacterized. The record is from RefSeq and is a predicted model, not a curated record. Lineage: Eukaryota; Metazoa; Arthropoda; Insecta; Lepidoptera; Nymphalidae. The transcript has 11 exons. Bases 131 to 1474 code for a protein of 447 amino acids.
GACAUAUUCUGUCGAUGUUAUGCUGUGUGGCGUUCAAUAUGUUUCGAAACUUUUGAUAAUAAUUAAACAUUUUAACGAAUAUUCUUGUGAUAAACCAAGAAUCUAGAGCACAAGUAAUGUUCACACCAAGAUGACAGAGGAAGAGACAGUUGACAUCGAGCAGGAGCUCCAAAACCUGUUGACCAAAGUGCAGCCGAACCUUCAAGACGUUAUCAAAAGAAGUUUUACCAAUGUUGCGCUACAACAGACUAAAAAUGGAGAACAAAUUAAGGCUGAUACCCUGGAAGAUACCUCAUACUUUGCCAAAAAUACACAGGUGAACCUCUCACGGCUAGAGCUAGUCAGACCACCAACCUUCCACAUGCAGGCCUUAUCGUUAGACUUGAAAUCAAUGGCUCUUAUGUUACGUUGUUCUCUCGGUGAAGUAAACGUAAAAGGACUUUAUAGUGCAUUUAACGAGAAUCUAUUCAAUCUCAUACCUGUCAUGGCUGAAGGACAUCUUCUUAUGACAUUAUCAAACUUGACUGCAGAUGUCAGCGUUGGUUUGGUGCUAGAAGAUGAUGCCUUCUCAUUUGUUAAUCCUGGAAUAGAAUUUAAUCAUGAUGAAGUGGUUGUGAAGUUGUCAUGGCCCUCACCACAAAGAGGCGGAGGAUAUGAAUUUACGACUACAGAGCAGUUGGCAAGACAUAUUGAUGACCUACCUCUUACCGCAGCGAUUUCUCUCUCCCUGUUCGCGUUACUCCGACAGAAGUUGCAAAGACAUUUGAGCCAAGUGCUGCGCCAGGCCACCAGCGUCUCUGACGUCAUGUGCUGCAACCCUAGCAUGCUGGAAGCUUACAGCUCAAUGGUAGAGCAACUGGCGCAGAACGGCAACAGAGUGGUGGACAUGGUGCUCAUCAACAUGCGGCGAACCUUACUGCAGACCUGUCGGGAGGUGCUCGAACUGCCCCCGUUACAUGCCACUUUUAUGCACAAGAUAGGAUCGAUAUCGUUCAUAGGCAAACUGGAGACCGACACGGGCUGGCUCAAGAACUUGGCGACCGUGAACCGCAUCAACGACGUCAGCGUCACGCGCCCCGACCCCAUGAAGACCAGCUUCCAUGUCACGCUGAGGAUUAAGGACUUGCAGAUCGGCUAUGACGAGUACCGUAUAAAAGCGAUGGGCGUAUCAUGCACGGGGCGAGUGGAAGCCGCCUUCACCAACAACGCGAUACACAUGGCCAUCAGUGUGGGCCUCACGCGCUGGGAGCCUUACGCGCAGCUGGACGACUUGAGGGUGCAGUAUAUGGAUGGCAUGGACCUCCACGUGAGCGGGCUGGGUCCGCUGAGCGGGCUGGCGGGCGGCGUGCGCGCCUGGACGCGCGGCGCGGCCGUCGCGCACGCCGCGCCCGCUCUCGCUGCGCAGCUGCAGCACGAGUUGCACACGGCGCUGGCCGAGCUGCAGCUGUGGGAGCUGCUGCACGGGAAACAGUAGCUUACUGACUAGAGGAUAGAGUUCAAUAUUGAGCCCAGCAGCCCUUCGACCGCGUUCUUUCUUGGUGUGCUACUGCACGGGAAACAGUAGCUUAUUGUCUCGAAGAUAGGAUUUAAAAUCCAGCCUAGCCCUUCAACUACAUCC